GAGAGCACAGCCCCAUCAGACAUUACACAGUUCAAAAGCUCUGCGGUCUUUGACGUUCAAUGAAAAUCAAUUUUCUACCCAUUUUCUCGAAAAAUAUCUAGCAGCGCUCCCCCCAAUCAGGCAAUGGCUUCCGCGACCAAAACUUUAAUCACUGAGUUGACGCCACUAGAUCACCUCAUGCCUCGAACAUAUGUAAUCGGUAUGAAUUACAUUUGGCCAAUCUCUCGCCGCAGUAACAUUGAAGAUAUCCAUAAACACUUGAAGCGCGGUUUGGAGCAGACUAUAAAGGAAAUCCCUUUUCUUGGCGGGUCUGUCGUCCCUACGGGUUCUCCUGGAAAGUUUUGCAUCGAAACUUUACCUGGAGAUUUCGAAGGAAAUCAAUUGAUAUUCAAUGAUCUCCGUACCGGAAGUGGGAAUUCAUGGCCAAAUUCAUACAAGAAUUUAAGAAAGGCAAGGUUUCCGAGUACUCUCUUCACAGACGACUGCCUCAGUCCAGUGAAAGGGUAUAUGACUCGGGAAAGACUGCCAGUUAUAGCUGCUCAGGCAAACUUCAUUGAUGGAGGAUUGAUUCUUCAUCUGAGUGUCCUUCAUACAGCAUGUGAUGUACUUGCCUGGAAUAACAUCCUCUCUAUUCUAUCGAAGAACGUGAAAGCUUCUUGGCCCACCGAAGCCGAAGUGUCCCUCAAUGACGACUUGCAAGACUACAAGGUCUUACCUAGCUUUCUUGAUAGAUCCCCACUCAUGCGCGGAAAUCUUAACGUUGAGCGAAUGGAUGUUCGAGAAUACAAGCUACAACUUGCCAAUUCAAAGCUCGAAGAUCCGAGAAAUCACCUUAUCAACCCUCCCCCAAAGUCAAUUACUGAGAUGGAAAAUGCCCUCUUCUGCAUUUCCAACUCAAAAUUGGGAGAGCUCAGAGAUUCUAUCUCAGCAGAAGGUUCAGCAACAUCCUGGUUAACAGUGAACGAUGCACUGGCUGCGUUAAUGUGGUGUUGCGUCAACCGUGCCAGAAUAUCGAACGGGAGCCAAAAACUUUUACGGGGAAAUUUAUCUGUUGCAUAUGAUGGUCGAACAGUUCUUGAUCCACCACUGCCCAAGAGAUUUAUGGGAAAUUCCGCUCUGGGGUUUCCCAUCACCCUUGAUAUUCAUCCAAAGUCCGUUUUUGAAGCAGCACUUGCUAUCUCCGAGUCACGAAACGAUUUUAAUGAUAAGCAUAUAAGAGACAUUAUCGGGUUCUUAGAUGGCUUGGGCGAUAUUACGCAGGAACGUGUAUCAUAUGCCAAGACUCUAAAUCCUAUUUUGGUCAUUAGUAAUUUGAAAGAUAUGGGGUUUUAUGAGCAGGACUGGGGUGGAAGUUUGGGAUUUCCGGAUGCUUUGAGGAUGGCCAAUCCUUUCUUAGACUACAUUCCUAGAGUAGUACCGAUGCCGGCACAGCGGAAUGGGAAUGUAUAUUUGAUUGUUUGGAUCGAGAAAUCAGCAGCCAAGAGAUUGAGGGAGGACGAAACUUGGAACAAAUGGAUUACGCCUGUAUUCGAGUAAGUAAUAGAAACCAAAAAAUCGCCAUUGGACAUUUCGAAGGGUUGUGAACAUUGAGAGCGUGGGAAUUGUUGUAAUUAUCUGGCGUAUUCAAGUUUAUGUUUAGAUUUACACAAAUAUGUUUUUCUACAAAUACUGUAGAUAUUUCGAUGUCCAGGGGUUUGCGAUGUAUAAGUGUUGGCUUAAAAGCUGGUCGACCUCUCUGGUCGUAAGUGUAACCAGAAUCUGCUGGGCACGAAAACUGAAUUUGAUAAGAUUUAGUAUAUCUUCGUAGAAUCUCAAAAUAUGGCUGCAUAUCACUGCA
Molecule: messenger RNA, 1837 nt
Organism: Botrytis cinerea B05.10
Lineage: Eukaryota; Fungi; Ascomycota; Leotiomycetes; Helotiales; Sclerotiniaceae
Gene: Bcboa11
Product: Bcboa11
Exons: 1
Coding region: 124-1536 (470 amino acids)
Molecular function (GO): acyltransferase activity, transferring groups other than amino-acyl groups
Source: RefSeq, a predicted model, not a curated record